AUGUUUGGGGAAGAAACCAGUGACCGGGGCCUGGUGACCGGAUUUCCCAAAAGGCAUACGUGGACCAUUGCCAAAAAGCGAAAAUUUUCUUUUUUUUUUCUUCUUGAAAAUAAAUGACAUUUCAUAUUUCUUUUCUUUUAUUGCUUAGCUUUCUCAGAUCCUAAUUGAAUGUGACGAUAAGAUACCUAUACUGAAAAACUGUUAUCUUGCUUCUUCCACUAAAUUUUACUUAUGGCAUUCUUUUGAUUGUGAAAUGUUACGUUUAUUUUGUAUUUCUUGCAUUUUUUGGAAUUGACGUUAAUCUACUAGUCAUUUCUAUCGCACUCCAUUUGUUAUCACAAUCUCCUAAGUACGUUUUCGAAUUUUUUGUACUAAAUCUCCAAAAAUUCAGAAAUGCUAAUCAAAGUCAAAACACUGACAGGAAAGGAAAUAGAGUUGGACAUUGAGCCCAACGAUCGUGUUGAGAGGAUCAAAGAAAAGGUAUAGUUUGACUUUUUUUUUAAAGUUUAGACAGAAAAAGUGUUAAGGUCGAAGAGAAGGAAGGAAUUCCACCGCCACAACAAAGGCUCAUUUUCGCUGGCAAGCAAAUGAACGACGAUAAAACGGCUACUGAUUAUAAAGUGAGUGAAAAUAACCGAAGUAUAAAUUUGAUAUAAAUUCAUUUUGAACUUUAUUUUUCAUAUUUAAUUGCUACGAUGAGACAACUUUGAAAAAAAACAGUGACCCAUAUAUUGAGGUGCGAGAAUUUCAAAAAGCAGUAGGAAAGUUUGACAAAAGAAUCUUUGAACUCUAAGAUUAUUAGCAAGUAUAACUUUUUCUAUUACUCUUGAAACUGAGCUUGAUUGAAACGCGUUUAUUUCACAAAUAUUUUUUAAACAAAAUAAAAAUGAAGUUUUUGAGGUUGUCGGUGGCUCUGUGCUACAUCUCGUGCUCGCUCUUCGAGGAGGGUCAAAUUGAUUUCGAUAAUAGGUAUUUUAUUUUUUGCUUCUCCGGAGCAAAAUAUGUUCUAUUAAUUUGCAGAACCUGCUUGCACUCAGCUCGACUACGGUUUCUCACUCGCCCUGGCUUUUGA
This is a messenger RNA of Caenorhabditis auriculariae, 1072 nucleotides long. The record is from the annotation of a GenBank genome assembly. Lineage: Eukaryota; Metazoa; Nematoda; Chromadorea; Rhabditida; Rhabditidae.